Molecule: messenger RNA, 2117 nt
Organism: Linum tenue
Lineage: Eukaryota; Viridiplantae; Streptophyta; Magnoliopsida; Malpighiales; Linaceae
Source: the annotation of a GenBank genome assembly
CCACAAAAUCAAAUCCCUAGAAUUUCGUUUCGCCACUCUCCAUACACAGACUCGUAACAAAUGGCCGAACCUGAGCUUCACCGCUCCACCUCCACUCUCCCGCCGCCGGCGGCGGCCGUCCUCCUUCGCCCAAGCCGCAUCCCCCACGACGUCGUCAUCGACAUCUUCCGCCAGCUCCCGGCCAAGUCCCUCCUCCGCUUCCGCUCCCUCUCCAAGCCCCUCUGCGACCUAAUCGACAGCUCCGAUUUCAUCCGGCUCCACUUAUCCGACUCCCUCCGCGCCAAAUCCCACCACUCCCUGAUCCUCCGAGACUGGCACCUCUACACCGUCGACUUCGACUCCCUCGACGCCGCCGUCGGUCUCGAGCACCCGCUCUCCGUCGGCGGCGGGACCGAGGCGCUCGGCUCCGUGAACGGCCUGGUCGCGCUCCGGAACUCGGAGCGGGAUCUCGCGAUCUACAACAUCGCGACGCGGAAGGUCCGGAAGCUGCCCGUGAGUGAGGUGGAGCCGCCCGGCGGGCAGCACCUGAGGACCGGGUACGUGUUCUACGGGUUCGGGUACGAUUCGGUGAACGAUGAUUAUAAGCUGGUGAGGAUGGCGACGUUCGUCGGGGAUGAGAAUGCGUGCGAUACUUACAAUUACGAUUACGAGGUGAAGGUUUAUAGCUUUAGGAGCAACUCGUGGAAGAAGAUUAUGGAUGUCCCGUUUUAUAUCCGGUUCUUGCAUAAGCCCCUGCAUCAGGUUUUGCAUAGGAGAGGGUAUGGUGUUCUUGUUGGUUCAGCUCUGCAUUGGGUGCUGCCUCAGAGGGCGAUGCUGGGUUUGAAGAAUUAUAUUGUGUCGUUCGAUUUCGUUGCUGAGAAGUUCGACGAAGUGACUCAGCCGGAGUAUGAGAAUAAGGAUCUGAGCUACCAAGUUGAUGUGGGGGUUCUGGAAGGGAAUCUGUGUGUGAUGUGUAACUACGAGCAUGUAUGCGUCGAUCUCUGGGUGAUGAAGGAGUACGGAGUGAAGGAGUCUUGGUCUCGGAUGUUCUCGGUGCAGAAGAUUAGGAAUACUACUACAUUUGGGUUUUUGAGGCCUUUGAUUAUUGCUAAGGAUGGUAAUGAACUGCUAUUGGAAGUGAACGACGAGAAGCUUGUAUGGUAUGAUUGGAAGACUGGGAAAGCUAGAAGUGUGAGGAUCCGUGAUGGGCCGAAAUCUUUUGGUGCUGUAAUGUAUGUGGAGAGUCUUAUUCCAGUUGAUGAUCCUGAUGAAGUCGAGCGGCAGCGACGGUUAAGGGAGGAUGCCGAGAGGGAGAAGUUGAGAUCCGAAAAUAACUAUGGGGAUGACUUCUUAUCAGUUGGAUUUAAACUAAAGUUGUGACCAGCAGAGAAGACCCGGAUGACCAAGAGAUUGUCCGCUGCGAGCUAUCCGCGGAGAAACAUGGCAUCACAAAGUCCAUGUGACGCCAUGACAAGGGAAGCCGAGGCAUGUGGAGGAAAACCUACAUCUUCCCUCAGCCCUCAGCAAGAAGAAGAAAGAGCUUGUAGAAAGGAAAGGGAUCAUCUGUAGACUACCUUGCACCGAUCAAACAACCAAAACAAAAGCUAAAGAAUAAGAAAGCAGAAAGUGAAAGCGACCCAGAAAACAAAUAAAGGAAAGCAACAGAAAACAAAAGAGGUUGCUUACUGUACAUGCAUUGCAGGUUCAUACCCGACGGCGAUGAGAAAGGUGCAGCUGUAUUACCUUUUACUCCAUUUGUACCUGACUGAAGCUUGAUAAGAGGGGAAGUAGAGAAGAGUUGUAUGCAGGUUGCUGCUUGGUUACUGCAUGUGCUUCUUCUGCUUACUUUCUCUGAUGUAAGUGAUGGCUGUGUAUAUUAUGUAUUAUUGCUGAAGUCUCUAUUGUGUGUUGUAUCCUUUGCUGCAACUUACCUUGACAUCAGUGUACUGCUGUGAGUUUGACACAUAAAUAGUCUGUUUGUAUCUUCUUGCUUGGUUAUGCUGCUGUAAUCUGGAUCGGAUUGCCUUGUAUCAAGUGCUCACAGAUGUAUAAAUUUACUACUGAGUGGUUUACAUGGCCAGUCUUUAUAUCAGCCACUGCUGUAGAAAGUAGAUCAUUUGGUAGUGACAAUACCGGGG